Messenger RNA from Ctenocephalides felis (cat flea), 621 nucleotides. RefSeq names its product protein krueppel-like. NCBI's taxonomy places the organism in Eukaryota, Metazoa, Arthropoda, Insecta, Siphonaptera, Pulicidae. The transcript has a single exon. The record is from RefSeq and is a predicted model, not a curated record. Gene Ontology annotation, cellular component: nucleus. Gene Ontology annotation, biological process: central nervous system development; regulation of transcription by RNA polymerase II. Bases 81 to 497 code for a protein of 138 amino acids. Gene Ontology annotation, molecular function: DNA-binding transcription factor activity, RNA polymerase II-specific; RNA polymerase II cis-regulatory region sequence-specific DNA binding.
CAAAGCAUACUGAAGGACCUUUUAGUUGCAAAAUAUGCAAUAAAACAUUCAAAAUAAAGUGUCAUAUAAAAGAGCAUGAAAUGAUUCACACUGUAGAACUUCCUUACAGUUGUGAAAUAUGUCAUAAAGCAUUCAAAAUAAAGCAGAAUUUAAAACAACAUAAAGCAAUUCACACUGGAGAAAGACCCCAUAAGUGCAAUAUAUGCAAUGAAACAUUCACAACAAAAAGAUCAUUAAGACUACAUGAGAUUUAUCACACCGGAGUGCGUCCUUAUAGUUGUGAAAUAUGCAAUAAAACAUUCACAGCGAAAACAUCAUUAAGUCGACAUAAAAUGAUUCACACUGGGGAACGUCCUUAUAGUUGUGGAAUUUGCAAUAAAGCAUUUCCAAUAAUAGAUGCAUUAAGACAACAUGUAAAAGGAGUGCAUUGUGGAAUACGUCCUGUGAGAAAACGUUUAAAAAAAGGUUUGCAUUUGCCGGAAACUAUCCAACCUUAAAAUCCUUUUCUUGUGAUUCGCCUAGCUGAUCACCCAAACUUGAUCGCCAGAAAACUUCAAAACAACUCUACCAGGGCCCGAUUAAAAAGACAAUUUCUUCUUUUAUCUAUGGUCCGAACUAAAA